AUGCUAGAUCUAGCACCUCACGAAGGCAUCACCGUCUCGACUGAUAUCCAUACGUAUCUGCGUGGCCCGCGCGAGCGUACUCGCGGACUUAAAGAAUGGGUGACCGCCAUGGACACGCUCGUGCUUGUUGCUGCAAUGAGGGCUCAGACGCCGACGAGGACGUUUGCUGUGAAAUAG
This is a messenger RNA of Sparassis crispa, 177 nucleotides long. RefSeq lists its product as hypothetical. The transcript has 2 exons. The coding region runs from base 1 to 177 and encodes 58 amino acids. The record is from RefSeq and is a predicted model, not a curated record. Lineage: Eukaryota; Fungi; Basidiomycota; Agaricomycetes; Polyporales; Sparassidaceae.